AUGUCCUGCCCUCCUUGCAACCAACCCUCAGCCCGGAUCACCGACGCCCUCAAUCUCAGGUUCGAUGUCGCUCUCGAUCGCGCUCGAGACCUCAAGCAGGUCGUCAUCACCAAGCUCGCCAAGCUCACCCCCCGGCACUGGGUCUGGUUCGUCGUAGGAGCGCUCUUGCUCGGCUGUACCAUCGAGGUUGUUGAACGUUAUUUCCCUCAACUAGCCCCCAAGGCCAACUCGCCCACCAAGCCCGAACCCGCCAACGAGGACGAACCCACCGCGCCGGUCCAGUUCGGACCUACCCGUCUGCCUAUGUUCGGAGAGGACGAUUGGUUCAUCUAUACGGAGAUCAGGAUCGAGGCUUGGUUGAUGCGCACCUUGAAAGCCGGUCGGGCGCCUCUUGUUGGACAGGACGAGUUUGGUGAUUGUCACGGGGAUGACCAGCGAUGUGAUCAGUGUGAAGGGCUCGACAAGGCCGACUACCCCGGUCUUGAAGUCGAGGUCGAGGUCGAGGGCGAUCGGCUCGCGGAAAGUGUUGUCGCUCCGAGUGAUGCUGUUACCACCAGUCCGGUCGUCUCGGAGCUCGACGUCUUACCCUCUAUCAGUUCCGACGUCGACCAGGUCAAGACGGUUCAACCUGCCUUUGCCUCAAGCGAGUCGCUCGUGGAGGAUCCGACGCGCAAGAAGGACGAGAUCGAGGAUCGACCGAGGUACCCGGUUCGCGAUAGGGACCUCAAUAAGAUCUUGGCGACGGUGCCGAGGAAGCGGGUCUCGGUCGAUCUCGAACUGGACAGCGAUGACGAGGCACGGGAGGCGAGUGAAGAGAGAACGAGGUAUCGGGAACAAUUGAAGAGAAGGGCCAAGCACCUGAACACGGUCAUCGAAGCUUGGAGAAAGGGUGUGCCGAUGGACGUCGAUGAACUGGACGCGCCUGCACCCAUACCUCGCCCCGCCGCACCGACUCCCCGUGCCGCCGCCGCCCGGAUCGACGUAGCGACCGAGAAGAGACGGCUUCAAAGGCUGUCGAUCCACUUGAUGCCCGAUACUCUUGAGGGCUGGACCGCGCUUGUCGGAUCGGGAUCGGAGAGGAUAGCUCCCGAUGUCGUGCUUUCGAGAUCGAGGAGACCGUCAGCUGCUCUUGUUGGUUCAGGAUCGAGGAGGCAACCGUCCGCCGUCAAACUGCCCCCUCCCGUCGACGUCGACGUUGAAAAGGCCGUGGCACAGGCCAUGUUCGAAUUCAAGACCACGGAGCCGAUCAUGAUGACCUGGGCUUGGAACGACACAGUCCCGUUGAUCGCACACCGUCGUCAUGUAUCGGCACCUACUAUGCCUCUCCCCGAACGCCCCGAAGACCGUCGUGUUUCGUUCAAAUCGUUGCUCGACUGGACUCCGAAGAAGCGCGUCGACGAGGACGAGAACAAGAAACAGGACGCGGACCAGGACGCGGACGAGGACGGGGACGAGGACCUACUCAUCCCGGCUCUCACCCAGGGGUCGUGCAGUCCGACCGGCACCGACUUGAGCACGCCGAGUACGCCGAGCACGCCCAUCCGGGUCUGUGCCCAAGCCACGGCGAUGAUCGAGGUGUCGAGAAAGUUGGCCGAGUUUCAGAAGAUGCGAACGAUUUGA
This is a messenger RNA of Filobasidium floriforme, 1620 nucleotides long. RefSeq lists its product as uncharacterized. The record is from RefSeq and is a predicted model, not a curated record. The transcript has 2 exons. Bases 1 to 1620 code for a protein of 539 amino acids. Lineage: Eukaryota; Fungi; Basidiomycota; Tremellomycetes; Filobasidiales; Filobasidiaceae.